CACAUGAAACAGCAGAUAGCGCGGUGAUGUGGAGUCCCCACCCUGCCCUGGCUGCAGCCCGAUAAGGCCUCAGAGCUACUGGGAGACAACACUUUACCAUCACACCUCAUUUUCAACACACAGAGGGAAUUAUUGCUUUUACCACCAUCCGUCUCUUUGUUUUGGUUAAUAUGGUGUUAAAAUGGUUGAUUAACGCGCACAUGUGUCGCCUGUUGUGAAUCUGACCUCACACUCUGGAUCUUCACGGUGAAUUCUCAGUGCAAUAAGCUGCAAUGCUCUCAAAGAAAGAGAAAGCACUUAUUACAGAAGUAUGGGACAAACUGACUCCUGUGGCAGAAGAUAUUGGAUCAGAAGCACUUCUUAGGAUGUUUACCACCUUCCCAGGUACCAAGACGUACUUCUCCCACCUGGACAUCAGCCCCCGCUCCCCUCACUUGCUCUCUCACGGUGAGAAAAUCGUUCAGGCCAUCGCAGAGGGAGCCAAAGACAUCAGCCAGCUGGCUGUUACCCUAGAGCCUCUGCAAACGCUGCACGCCUACACACUCCGGAUUGUCCCAACCAACUUUAAGCUCUUCUCACACUGUAUGCUCGUCACGCUGGCCUGUCACAUGGGCGAUGACUUCACACCGGUUUUACACGCAGCAAUGGACAAGUACCUGUCGGCUUUCGCAGCUGUUCUCUCCCUGAAGUUCAGAUGAGACUCAGCCUCAUAGGAAGUAUAUGAACCAUUUAUGAUGAUAUGUGGUAUGAAAUAUUUAUAUAUGUUUAGUUGUUGUAAUGUUUUGUAGUAAUAAAAAUGUGCAAUCAACACCUUUCUUUUGUGCUGUAUAA
Molecule: messenger RNA, 831 nt
Organism: Plectropomus leopardus (leopard coralgrouper)
Lineage: Eukaryota; Metazoa; Chordata; Actinopteri; Perciformes; Serranidae
Gene: hbae4
Product: hemoglobin alpha embryonic-4
Biological process (GO): oxygen transport; hydrogen peroxide catabolic process
Cellular component (GO): haptoglobin-hemoglobin complex; blood microparticle; hemoglobin complex
Molecular function (GO): oxygen binding; haptoglobin binding; heme binding
Source: RefSeq, a predicted model, not a curated record